Molecule: messenger RNA, 1089 nt
Organism: Macrosiphum euphorbiae (potato aphid)
Lineage: Eukaryota; Metazoa; Arthropoda; Insecta; Hemiptera; Aphididae
Source: the annotation of a GenBank genome assembly
AUGACCAAGAAUUCAGCGACAGCGAAAUUGAUGCGAGAAUGCAAAAUCCUCAUUUGGGAUGAAUGCACGAUGGCGCAUAAACUAGCUCUGAUGGCAGUUGACCGAACGAUGAAGGAUUUACGAGGUGAUUCGAGACGAUUUGGUGGGGCAAUGAUAUUGCUCUCUGGAGAUUUUCGUCAAACACUUCCCGUCAUUCCGAAAUCUACUGCUGCCGAUGAACUUAAUGCAAGCUUGAAAUCGUCGUUUUUGCGGCGGCAUCUCAAGAUGUUGAAAUUGACCACGAACAUGAGAGUUGAGUUGCAGAACGACCCAUCGGCUACUGAAUUAUCGAGACAACUGCUGGCGCUUGGCAAUGGCCAAAUUCCGGUUGAUGUUUUGAAUGGAUUGAUAUCGUUCCCGGAAAAUUUUUGUGAGUCGAAGGAGGAACUCAUUACAAAAGUGUUCCCAAGCAUUGAACACAAUUAUAAAAAUCUUGAUUGGAUAAGUGAACGGGCAAUACUAGCAGCGAAGAAUAGGGACGUCGAUAGCUUGAAUUGUAUUAUUCAAAGUAAAAUCGAUGGAGAAUUACGUUCGUACAAAUCCGUUGAUAGCGUGACCGACGAAAAUGAAGCGACCAACUAUCCGUCGGAAUUUUUGAACUCGCUUGAUGUGCCAGGAAUUCCGCUGCAUAAUUUACAGCUAAAGAUGGGAUCGAUUAUUAUUAUGCUGCGGAAUCUACAUCAUCCAAAAUUGUGCAAUAGUACGCGAUUAUCCGUCAAGAAACUGAUGAACAAUGUAAUACAAGCAACGAUCUACAAGGGCAAAUUCAAAGGAGAGGAAGUCCUUAUCCCACGAAUUCCGAUCAUUCCUACAAAUCUUCCAUUUCAAUUCAAGCGGAUUCAGUUUCCCGUUCGAUUGGUUUUGGCGAUGACAAUCAAUAAAUCGCAAGGCCAAUCGUUGGAAGUCUGUGGGAUCAAUUUAGAAUUUUCAUGUUUUUCGCACGGUCAGCUGUACGUUGACAGUUCGCGUGUUGGCAAACUGUCUUCGUUGUUUGUUUUCGCGCCAGAAAACAAAACGAAAAACAUUGUUUAUCAUAUGGCACUCAACUGA